Molecule: messenger RNA, 609 nt
Organism: Spea bombifrons (plains spadefoot toad)
Lineage: Eukaryota; Metazoa; Chordata; Amphibia; Anura; Pelobatidae
Gene: HTD2
Product: hydroxyacyl-thioester dehydratase type 2
Exons: 1
Coding region: 19-552 (177 amino acids)
Source: RefSeq, a predicted model, not a curated record
UAUUUUGAAUUGCUUUGGAUGUUUCUGAAGGUGAAGAUGUUCUCUAUGCUCUCCCGCCAUUUGCGAUCAACUGGGUCAAAACUCAGACUUUUCUCGAAGCCGCAGACCUGGUGCUGUCCUCAGAAACUGUUCUCCUUGAGACUUUUAAGCAUCCAGGUUGGAGAUAGCGCUGAGCUCUCCAGAAUAUUUACUCAGAAUGAUGUCAUUGCGUUCUCUCUGUUGACUGGUGACACAAACGCCCUGCAUCUGGAUGAGAUUUAUGCUAAAAACACAAGAUUUGGGAAAACUGUGGUCCACGGCAUUCUCCUCAAUGGUCUGAUAUCCGCAAUCCUGGGAACUAAACUGCCCGGGGAGGGUUGUAUAUUACUAUCCCAGGAAAUCCGCUUUCCUGCCCCGUUAUACCCCGGAGAGGAGGUUCUAGCGAGGGCCGAAGUAAAAGCGUUGCGGAAGUCCUUGGCGUUUAUGGCCGUCUCUUGCGUCGUGCCCUGUAGCGGGAGGACCGUCAUGGAAGGGACAGUUAAAGUAUUAAUUCCUGAAGACAAAGGAUCUUGAAACAUUUACGUUCUUAUUGAUUGGGAAUUAUGUAAUAAAUGUCAUUCCUGUACAGAA